AGCAGUUAAUUGGCCUUUAGAAUUGGAGAUAGGAUGUAAGUUAAUUCACUGGUAUCUUACUCAGUAUUGACUUGUGGAACCGGAACUAUGAGAGAAGUAAAUUGUCAACACCCUUCAUGUUUGUGUUUGCUUUUAGUGUCUGCCGUCACAGGGCGAUCUCUGCCCCCUGGGGCUGAGACACCCAGCCUGUCACCAAACUGAAGCUGCAGGAUAUUGAGGUACCAGCUAGAUGUCUUCUCACAAAGGACCAGUGGUGGCACAGAGCAAUGGGGCUCCCGCCAGUAGCAGGGAGACAGACACAGUGGAGCUGGCCGAACUGGGACCCCUGCUAGAAGAGAAGGGCAAACGGGGAGUCGCUGACCCAACCAAAGCUGAAGAACAAGCAUGCCCAGUGCCCCAGGAGGAGGAGGAGGAGGUGCGGGUCCUGACACUUCCCCUGCAAGCACACCAUGCCAUGGAGAAGAUGGAGGAGUUCGUGUAUAAGGUCUGGGAGGGACGCUGGAGAGUCAUCCCAUAUGAUGUGCUUCCCGACUGGCUGAAGGACAACGAUUACUUGCUGCACGGCCACAGGCCGCCCAUGCCCUCCUUCCGGGCUUGCUUCAAGAGCAUCUUCCGCAUACAUACGGAGACUGGCAACAUCUGGACCCAUCUGCUUGGUUUUGUGCUGUUUCUCUUUCUUGGAAUCCUGACCAUGCUCAGACCAAACAUGUACUUCAUGGCCCCCCUGCAGGAGAAGGUGGUUUUUGGGAUGUUCUUCUUGGGUGCAGUGCUCUGCCUCAGCUUCUCCUGGCUCUUUCACACCGUCUACUGUCAUUCAGAGAAAGUCUCUCGGACUUUUUCCAAACUGGAUUAUUCAGGGAUUGCUCUACUGAUUAUGGGGAGCUUUGUCCCCUGGCUCUACUACUCAUUCUACUGCUCCCCACAGCCACGGCUCAUCUACCUCUCCAUCAUCUGUGUCCUGGGCAUUUCCGCCAUUAUUGUGGCACAGUGGGACCGGUUUGCCACUCCUAAACACCGGCAGACGAGAGCAGGGGUGUUCCUGGGCCUGGGCUUGAGCGGCGUCGUGCCCACCAUGCACUUCACUAUCGCCGAGGGCUUCGUCAAGGCCACCACCGUGGGCCAGAUGGGCUGGUUCUUCCUCAUGGCUGUGAUGUACAUCACUGGAGCUGGCCUCUAUGCCGCUCGCAUUCCUGAGCGCUUCUUUCCUGGAAAGUUUGACAUAUGGUUCCAGUCGCAUCAGAUUUUUCAUGUCCUGGUGGUGGCAGCAGCCUUUGUCCACUUCUACGGGGUCUCCAACCUUCAGGAAUUCCGCUAUGGCCUGGAAGGCGGCUGUACUGAUGACUCCCUUCUCUGAGCCUCCCACCCGAGGUUGGAAGGGAAACUUCCCAAGUGCUUUCAAAAAUAACUUCUUUGCUGAAGUGAGAGGAAGCGUCUGAGUUGUCUGUUUCUAGAAGAAACCUCUUAGAGAAUUCAGUGCCAGCCAGGCUUCAGCUCACCUUCCCACCUCAGGGCGGGGGGAUAAGCUUUCUGUGUCCCUCCCCGAGGAAGGGAGUGGUCGCUUGGCCAAGCCCCUCCUCGGCAGCCCUUCCUCAGCAAAGCUACUCUGUCCCCUUGGCACAGAGUACUUUGAAGCUCAUGUUGAGAUUUUACCCCUCCUCUAACCAUUUUGGGAAAAAAUGAUGGACUGGGACUCUUCAGAAAUUCUGUUUCUGGACGAAAAUGUCCCUCCCUUACCCCCAUCCUUACUUUGUAACCUGGCUUAGAACAGGCCACCCAUUUUGUAGCACACUUUUCAGAAACGAUUGUAGCCCGGUCCCGUCUUUCUGGGGCCUGGAUCUGCUGACAGCAGGAGGAACAGUCACCAACUUUGAUGUAGUCGAGUAAUCAUGGGAGUGUGUCCAGGCUUCAGAUAACUUUGAGUUUUAAUUUUUUUUUUCUUGGCAGAGUAAUGUAAAAUUAAAAUGGGGAAAGAUAUUUAAUAUUUAAUACUAAGCUUUAAAAAGAAAUCUGCUGUCCUUGUUAUGUAUCCUGAUGCAAAGACUAUGGUGAUAAUAAAAGGAAGUACAGAAGA
Miniopterus natalensis is the source of this 2071-nucleotide messenger RNA. RefSeq names its product adiponectin receptor 1 (gene ADIPOR1). The record is from RefSeq and is a predicted model, not a curated record. Gene Ontology annotation, biological process: adiponectin-activated signaling pathway. Gene Ontology annotation, molecular function: signaling receptor activity. Gene Ontology annotation, cellular component: plasma membrane. NCBI's taxonomy places the organism in Eukaryota, Metazoa, Chordata, Mammalia, Chiroptera, Miniopteridae.